Micropterus salmoides (largemouth bass) is the source of this 506-nucleotide messenger RNA. RefSeq lists its product as uncharacterized. The coding region runs from base 97 to 375 and encodes 92 amino acids. The transcript has 2 exons. The record is from RefSeq and is a predicted model, not a curated record. Lineage: Eukaryota; Metazoa; Chordata; Actinopteri; Centrarchiformes; Centrarchidae. Gene Ontology annotation, molecular function: protein binding.
ACAGAAGUGAUAAGCUUAAACAACAUCCUGAAGUAGGCGAGCAUUAUCUCUCCAGAACUGAAAGCAGCGCAGCAACUCGCACAAAAACAUCACACCAUGGGAAAACUCUACCAGGUCGUGUUGAAUGGGCUAAGGGGGGAGAAGACGACAAUCGACCUGUGCAACACGGAGGAGCAGAUGAAGAGCAUGACAGUAAUGCAGCUGAAGGAAAAGAUAGGGCAGAAACUUCCCGAGAACGCAGGACAGGACAAUCUGCGGCUCAUCUUCACAGAUAAAAUGUUGGAUGGAGACGAUGAGCUGCUGUCUGAUUUCGGAAUUCAGCACAUGUCCGUCAUCCACAUGGUGGUGAGGGUUCCUGGAGGACUGACCGCUUGACAGAGAGCAUCUCCUACUGCUGCCGCUGCCACUUCAUAUAAUAGCUCUUGACGUCACUGUUGACAAAUCCUUUAAUAUUCUCAUGGUGAAUCUAAAAUCUCAUUGUACAAAAUAAAGACAAGGAAACUCUU